GCAAAAUGAAGAGCUGAACAAACAGCGACCAGCUCGACCUUCGUGGUACGGGCGCAGCACUCUCACCUAUCGUAGCUCGAGAAAACACAAUCAUGGCUGCCGUUCCAGCUGCCACUGCGGUCACCGAGCCCAUCCCCAUCUACAAGGUCGCGCACCGAUAUGUGUUGUACGAUGUCAACCAUGUGACAUAUCUCAGAAGAGAGCACAAUAUUCUCGGUGUCCAGAUUGGAACUCUGCCACAAGCCUCACAGCAAAAUGUCUUCCUGGGGUUGCCGAAUGAGUUGAUGCCGGAGGAAGCACGGCUGCUCGUUGAGAAGAAUGUCGCGUACAUCGUAGACGACACAGCAGAGCACAAGCGUAAUUUCAUGGGGAAUGGCCUCAAUGAGGACGAAAGAAGAGCAUACCAGGCGGCGCUGCGCAAACAAGGGCAGAGUGCCGCGCUGGAUGCUGGCAAGAGAGCCCAGGACCGGACCAAAGCUGCAUUGUCCAAGCAACAGCCUAGGCCAGCCGCGUCAGGAGAUUGGAACGAUAUUCCAGAGGACAUGCUCACCGCUGGUCCUAGUCGCAAGAAGAAGGCGCCGAAGGUAGAAUCUGCUGCUGACACUGUCGACAAGGAUGAGCUGCUAUUCGGUGCGCCGGCUAACGCGUCUGAAGGCUCGUCCAACAUAGUGCGCACUACUUCUAUUGCGAGCUCAACAGUCGUACCGGAGCCGUUUGGUGUCACUCCGACCACUUCGCUGCCGCCACUCAAGUCUCGGAAACCAGACCACGCUGAGUUGCCGGAAGUGCCCAUUUCAUAUCCUCUGUACAAGCACUUGCAUGGAAAUGGAUACUUCAUGCUACCAGGCAUACGUUUUGGUUGUCAAUACACGGCAUAUCCUGGCGACCCUCUUCGCUUCCAUGCACAUUUUUUGGGAAAUGGCGUGGACUGGGAUGAAGAAUUCGAUCUGCUCAAAAUUGUUGGUGGCGGCCGCCUGGGCACUGGUGUCAAGAAGGGCUUCCUCAUUGGUGGCGAAGAACAGAAGCCGAAUGAGGAAGGCAAAGAUGCUAGUGUUCGUGCCUUCACCGUCGAGUGGGCCGGUAUGUAGCAUCGCAAUACUAGGCACAAUAGCUCAUGGAUUAUAGUCAUGAUAUGUCUAUUCCAUAC
This is a messenger RNA of Sphaerulina musiva SO2202, 1147 nucleotides long. Its product is annotated as SEN34 subunit of tRNA-splicing endonuclease. Gene Ontology annotation, cellular component: tRNA-intron endonuclease complex. The record is from RefSeq and is a predicted model, not a curated record. Gene Ontology annotation, molecular function: tRNA-intron lyase activity; nucleic acid binding. Bases 93 to 1088 code for a protein of 331 amino acids. Gene Ontology annotation, biological process: tRNA splicing, via endonucleolytic cleavage and ligation; tRNA-type intron splice site recognition and cleavage. The transcript has 2 exons. Lineage: Eukaryota; Fungi; Ascomycota; Dothideomycetes; Mycosphaerellales; Mycosphaerellaceae.